AUGCAAGUCUCUUCACAAUUCACAAAUACCACCCCACAAAGCUUCACUAAAAUUCACCCCAAUUUGAAAAGCUCCACCUUGUUUUCAUUAAUCACAUGCAAAAUUCUCAUCAACCCUUCCAAAACCAAAACUCUGCCCCGGAAACCCCACAAAACGCCGUCGUUUCCAGGGCCGUUAGAGAUCACCAAACCAUUGCGUCAACCAACCCCAGAACUCGAACCGGUCGAACCCAACUCUCCAUUAACUUACCUGAACCCGGUCCAGAGAUUAGCAGCAUCGGUUCUCGACACCGUAGAAAUCUCAUUAAUUGGGCCGUUAGAGAGAGCCCAUAAGUUUCCAAAAACUGUAGACCCGGCGGUUCAGUUGUCGGGAAACUUCGCUCCGGUUCAGGAGUGUCCGGUUCAGCACCGUCUAGAAGUUGUGGGCGAAAUCCCGGCUUGCUUACGUGGCGUCUACCUCAGAAACGGCGCGAAUCCCCUCCACGCGCCCUCAGGUGGCCACCACUUGUUCGACGGCGACGGUAUGAUACACGCCGUGAUGCUGGACAACUCCCCCAGUCGCGCAAGCUAUUGCUGUAGGUACACGCGCACGAGCCGGCUCGAGCAAGAAUCUCGGGUGGGGCGCGCGGUGUUCCCCAAGCCGAUCGGGGAGCUCCAUGGGCACUCAGGCCUGGCUCGGCUAGCGUUGUUCUUCGCUCGAGCCGGGAUCGGCUUGAUCGACGCGGCGCGUGGCACCGGCGUGGCCAAUGCUGGGCUCGUCUACUUCAACGGCCGGUUGUUGGCCAUGUCCGAGGAUGAUCUUCCGUACCAUGUGAAGAUCAACGGUGACGGAGAUCUCGAGACAAUCGGACGGUUUAAUUUCGAUGGUCAACUUAAUUGUCCCGUGAUUGCACAUCCUAAGGUGGACCCGGUGACGGGUGACCUACACGCGCUGAGCUACGACGUGUUGAAACGGCCGUACCUGAAGUACUUCAGGUAUGACAAGUGCGGCAAAAAGACACGUGACUUGGGAAUCGCGCUGGGGCAACCUACGAUGAUUCAUGACUUCGCCAUAACGAGGAAUCACGUAAUUGUUCCGGACCACCAAGUGGUAUUCAAGUUAUCCGGGAUGAUUCGGGGCGGGUCGCCUGUGGUUUACGACCGUAGCAAGCAGCCGCGGUUCGGAAUUUUGUCAAAAAACGACGUCGGUUCAUCCGCGAUCAGGUGGGUUGACGUCGAGGAUUGCUUUUGCUUCCACUUGUGGAAUGCGUGGGAGGAGGAUUCCGCCAAUGGUGAUGAGAUCAUUGUUGUGAUCGGGUCGUGCAUGAGUCCCGCGGAUUCGAUUUUUGCUGAUUACGAAAAGGACCCGCUUCGGAGUGAAUUAACCGAGAUUCGGAUAAACCCGAGGACCCGGAAGUCGACCCGACGGGUCAUUUUGCCGGGUGUAAAUUUGGAAGGAGGGCAAGUAAAUAGGAGGCUUUUAGGGCAGAAGACAAGGUACGUGUACUUGGCAAUAGCGGAACCGUGGCCGAGGUGUUCCGGCAUUGCCAAGGUGGACUUUGAAACCGGUCGGGUUGAGAAAUAUUUGUACCGGACCGGUCGGUACGGGGGUGAGCCAUUUUACGUGCCGGGAAAGAUAGAAAAUAUUGUGGUAAAUGAAGAUGAUCAAGGUUAUGAUGAUGAUGAUGAUGGAUACUUGGUGGGGUUUGUGACGGAUGAAGUGGAGGAGAAAUCAGAAUUGGUGGUUGUGAAAGCUUCAAGCAUGAAACAAGUUGCUUCAGUGAAGUUACCAGCUAGAGUUCCUUAUGGGUUUCAUGGAACAUUUGUAAGUGCGCAGGAUUUAAAGCGACAAGUUUUGAGCUAG
Molecule: messenger RNA, 1842 nt
Organism: Morus notabilis
Lineage: Eukaryota; Viridiplantae; Streptophyta; Magnoliopsida; Rosales; Moraceae
Product: 9-cis-epoxycarotenoid dioxygenase NCED6, chloroplastic
Exons: 1
Coding region: 1-1842 (613 amino acids)
Biological process (GO): carotene catabolic process
Cellular component (GO): chloroplast stroma
Molecular function (GO): carotenoid dioxygenase activity
Source: RefSeq, a predicted model, not a curated record